AUGUCGAACAAGACGCACACUUCACAAGAUUUGGCCAUCCAUGGAUCGCCUUCGCAGUCGUCUUUGGAUGGCCCCGGGAAACCAGAUAUUGCUAAUGGAGAGGUCGUUCAUUCGGCUUCUGGCCAUCUCGAUGCCGUUUAUGGUGUUGGUGGUGUGGGACAUACUCAGCGUAGGUUGAAGGCGAGACAUGUUACCUUUAUUGGUUUUGGUGGUGGGAUUGGUACGGGUCUUUUUAUCGGUACUGGUGCAGCUUUAGCCAACGCUGGACCUUUGGGUCUGCUUUUUGUCGUCGGUUUUCUUCUCUGGUGUGUGAUGGAGUCAAUUGGAGAAUUGGCCACUUUGUUCCCAACCGCUGGAUCUUUCCCUCAUUUCGCUACUCGAUUCGUUGAUCCUGCUCUCGGUUUUACUCUCGCUAUUUCUUAUGGUUAUUGUUACACCAUUGCAAUCGCCUCGGAAGUUUCAGCCGCCGCUAUCAUAGUAUCUUAUUGGACGGAUAUCACACCCGCCGUCGUAAUUACCAUAGGACUAGUUGCCAUCUUCCUCAUCAACAUGGCCAACGUCAAAUUCUAUGGUGAAGCCGAAGUCAUCACUGCAUCUAUUAAGAUCCUUUGUUUCCUGGUCUUGAUUAUUGUUUCACUGGUUAUCACGGCUGGAGGAGCACCCAAUCACGAGACGAUCGGAUUUAGAUAUUGGAAGGACCCAGGUCCAUUUGUUCCCUUUGAUGGUAUUACAGGGAAUACUGGUAACUUCCUCGCAUUUUUUAGUGCGUUUAUCAAUGCCAGUUUCUCAUAUAUUGGUGUUGAGACGGUCGUUGUCGCCGCCGCGGAAACUGUCAAUCCACAUAAAUCCAUCCCAAAAGCAGUCAAGCGUGUUACCUAUCGAAUCCUAUUUUUCUACGUCCUCGGUACGCUCCUCAUUGGAAUGAUCAUUCCAUCCAACGAUCCCGGUCUUGUCAGUGGAUCCGGUAACGCCAAUUCCUCACCCUUCGUCAUCGCAAUCAAGAACUCCGGUAUCUCCGUCCUCCCAUCCAUAAUCAACGCUUGUAUCCUUACCUCUGCCUGGUCCGCCGGAAACAGCUACUGCUACAUUGGAGCAAGAAUGAUUGUAGCCAUGGCCGUCGACCGACAAGCCCCUCAGUGUUUCGCAAAGGUAAAUCGCUGGGGUGUACCAUACUAUGCAGUCCUCGUCUCUUUCGCCUUCGGUCCUCUCGCCUAUCUAAGUCUUGGCUCAGGAGGAGCAGCCCAAGCAUUCACCUGGUUAUUAAAUCUCAGCACUGUCGCUGGUCUCCUCGCCUGGAUGACCCUCUGUAUUUGCUACAUCCGCUACCACCACGCUUGUCUCGCACAAGGUGUCAACCGCGACAAUCUCCCCUUUAAAGGACGCUGUCAACCCCUCGCUGCAUAUGUCGGUGCCAUCGGCUCAGGCAUCAUAGUAAUAUUCUCCGGCUUCGGCGUCUUCGUUAAGGGAAAUUGGAACACGGCUAAUUUCAUAGCGAGUUAUAUCGGUAUCGUUAUAUACAUCGCUCCGUAUAUUUUUUGGAAAAUUUUCAAGAGAACAAGUGUUUCGAGGUCGAAAGAUGUGGAUCUUUUCUCUGGGAGAUUCGAUGCCAGUUGUGCGCCUGUAGAACCGGUUCCUACGACGGCGUGGGGAAGGUUUUUGGAUUGGUUAUUGUGA
Sclerotinia sclerotiorum 1980 UF-70 is the source of this 1674-nucleotide messenger RNA. RefSeq lists its product as hypothetical. The record is from RefSeq and is a predicted model, not a curated record. NCBI's taxonomy places the organism in Eukaryota, Fungi, Ascomycota, Leotiomycetes, Helotiales, Sclerotiniaceae. Gene Ontology annotation, molecular function: amino acid transmembrane transporter activity. The transcript has 3 exons. Gene Ontology annotation, cellular component: membrane. The coding region runs from base 1 to 1674 and encodes 557 amino acids. Gene Ontology annotation, biological process: amino acid transmembrane transport.